Xyrauchen texanus (razorback sucker) is the source of this 138-nucleotide messenger RNA. It is a transcript of the gene tmsb, whose product is annotated as thymosin, beta. Gene Ontology annotation, molecular function: actin monomer binding. The record is from RefSeq and is a predicted model, not a curated record. Bases 1 to 138 code for a protein of 45 amino acids. Gene Ontology annotation, biological process: actin filament organization; regulation of cell migration. Gene Ontology annotation, cellular component: cytoplasm. NCBI's taxonomy places the organism in Eukaryota, Metazoa, Chordata, Actinopteri, Cypriniformes, Catostomidae. The transcript has 2 exons.
AUGGCUGACAAACCCAACAUGACAGAAAUUACAACCUUUGAUAAAACUAAACUCAGGAAGACAGACACCAAAGAAAAGAACCCUUUGCCAACUAAAGAAACUAUUGAACAGGAAAGGCAAGGAGAAUCCAUGACAUAA